AUGCCAGGCCCUUCCCCAUCCGCACAUCAAGUCUUGGUCUACUCUGGACCAGGUGUCUCCCCGCUCUCACUCUCACAUACCAUCCUUACCCUCUCUCUACUCCUCUUACCGCACUACACCGUUCAGCCAGCCACACCAGAGGUCCUUUCCAGUCAACCAUGGGAACCGUCCUGUGCCUUACUGAUCAUUCCAGGAGGUAGAGAUCUGCCCUUCGUAGAGGAAUUGACAAUCAAACGAAAAGUCACAAAAAGGAUAAAAGAGUAUGUGGAACAAGGUGGAAAGUACCUUGGUAUUUGUGCUGGAGCAUAUUUCGGUACGAAGCAAGUGAAAUUCGAUGUCGGUGGUGGUAUGGAGGUGGUGGGUGAACGGGAUCUUGCUUUCUUCCCUGGCUCGAGCGAAGGACCUACUUUCCCUGGUUUCCAAUAUGCCUCAGAAUCAGGCUCCAGAGCCGUAUCUCUCUUCCUUGAACCUUCUCCUUCGUCUUCCUCAUCCUCGCAUAGAUCGAUAGAUCAUCUAUAUUACAAUGGCGGAGGUCACUUCGUAUUGCCCUCACCCAAACCAUCAAAUGUAGAAGUAUUAGCCAGAUACGCGGAUACAGGAAAGGAUGAAGAUCCCAUUGCGGUAGUACUGACGAGGAAUGGGAAGGGAAAGAGUAUACUAUGUUCGAUACAUCCUGAAUAUCCUUUAAAUGACCCUCCAGCAAGAUUAGCGAUUAACAAGCUUGAACAUCCCCCCGAGAUAGAAGAGAUAGAAGUAAGUGAGAAAGAAAGGAUUAAAUGGGUCGAAGAGCUUCUUAAAGCGUUGGAUCUGAACCCUCCAGAUAAACAUCAAUUACUGGAUAACGAUAAGGAAGGAGGAGAGGUACAAGGGGAAGAAGAUCCAAAUUUGUUAUUACAUCCUACGCACCCUUCACCGAUAUUUAUCCUGUCACAUCCCAAUUUACCUGAACUCUCUACCCAUGCUGUAUCAAAGAAAGAACUCAAGGAUAAGAUGAUAAGGGAAGAUAGUUGGGAAAUACUGAAAGAUGGGAAUGAUCAACUACGAUUCGGUACCGUCGAGGCAACAUUCAGCUCAGCAUCUACAUCAGAGGACGAAGUGACUCGAUGGCUGUCCACGAAGAGAAGGGAUCAACCUCAUUUCGAACCUCCUUCUAUCGAAUCGUUGAACAUCGAUUCAAAGGGUGAUGUAUCCCCUCUGAUACCUCAACCACCAGAUUUCCAUUCUAUACCUAAAACCAUCCUUCUACCUUCCGCCAAUAUCCCUUACACUCCUCGAUGGACACCGCUAUUUAACUUUGACACAUACUGGAAAGAGCUGGAUAGUGCUAGGAAGAGCAGUGGUAGGAGAUCUGGUGUUAUGCGGAAAAGCGAUCAAGGACAGGGGGAGAAAUGCGCUUUGGGUGAUUUGGUAUUUUAUGGAGAGACAGUGACGAGUACGCAAACGAUGCUUGAUCGAAAUCCCAUAUUACUUACCAACUUAUCUGCACCACUUGCAUUCCUCGCUACAUUCCAGUUAUCAGGACGAGGUCGAGGUUCAAACAUCUGGUUAUCCCCUGCGGGCUGUCUACAAUUCUCCUUAUUACUUGACCUGCCCUCUUCAUUAUCGAAUAAAAUGGUGUUCAUACAGUAUAUCAUGGCUUUGGCCGUAUGUGAAGCGGUAGAUGAAGAUGGUAAACUUGGAGUGAGGAUUAAAUGGCCUAACGAUAUUUAUGCGGAAGUAGAGGGUGUGAGCGGUACUGAGAUUGGAUCAGGUAAAAAGGGAAAAGCAAAAUUGGGUGGGAUUUUGGUGAACACUAAUUUUGUUGGAGGCAAAUGGAGGAUCGUCGUUGGUUGCGGUAUCAACGUUCUCAACGCAUUGCCUACCACAUCACUCUCUCAACUUCAUUCACUCCUAGCUGCUAAAUUAUCAAAUUCAAAUAAGACAUUGCCUCCUGCACCAACUAUGGAAGGUACUUUUGCCAAGAUCAUGAAUUCCUUUGAAAACAAAUGGGAACAAUUCAUAGACGAAAAGGGAUUUAAGGGGUUUAUGAAUGAAUAUCAUGGAAGGUGGUUACAUUCUGGUCAAGAAGUAACUCUGACUACAACUGAGCCUCCAACACCCCUUAGGAUCCUCUCCAUAACUCCAGAUCAUGGUUUACUGCGUUGUAUACCCAUUCAGAAAUCUACCUCGACGACAUCAAAUGGAUUGACUCCAUUGUACAACAGGACGGUCGACCAUAGUGCCGAAGAUCGAUAUUCCCCGGCUUCUUCUCCAGCAGGGAACGGAGGAGGACAGACGGGAUUUGUGGAUCUGCAACCUGAUGGAAAUAGUUUUGAUCUAAUGAGUGGAUUGAUCAAGAGGAAAGUAUAG
This is a messenger RNA of Kwoniella mangroviensis CBS 8507, 2349 nucleotides long. RefSeq names its product biotin-[acetyl-CoA-carboxylase] ligase. The transcript is spliced from 5 exons. Gene Ontology annotation, cellular component: cytoplasm. Gene Ontology annotation, biological process: protein modification process. The coding region runs from base 1 to 2349 and encodes 782 amino acids. The record is from RefSeq and is a predicted model, not a curated record. Lineage: Eukaryota; Fungi; Basidiomycota; Tremellomycetes; Tremellales; Cryptococcaceae. Gene Ontology annotation, molecular function: biotin--[biotin carboxyl-carrier protein] ligase activity.